CGACCCACCUUAUUAUCAAAUGAAAUUUUAUGAAGAGUGGACUAGUGUGUAUAAUCUUGAUUAUAACCUACAGAUUCAAGAUAAUUGCUCUACUAAAUUGUUAAAUAAUAAUUAUUACAAAAUUUUUGAAAGCGAAGACAACCAUUAUUUAUUUUUGUUUUUUACCCAAAAACGAUUUCGUAGACCGCUAUUGAUCAACGUAUGUUUAAUUAGUAUUCAACAGUUUUGUGGUCAUAUUUUUCUAACGAACAAAUUUCAAUGUCUUCACGGAGUAUUAACUAUAAGUGAAACAAUACCAAAUGUGACUGAAAUUUUACUUCUCCAACUUAUUGCAUCUAUUAUAUGUUUAUACAUCGUGAGUGUUUCGGAGAAGACAAAUUUAUUAAUCAUUUCGGGAUUUGGAAUGGCAAUUACUUUAUUAUUAAUGAAUGCCACAUACCAUAUAGACAUUAUAGAUAAAGAUGAACUAUGGUUACCUAGUUUAAUUUUAUUUUAUAUUAUAUUUUAUUCGAUUGGAUAUGGCCCAAUUCCGUGGAUUUUGAUGCCCGAAAUAUGCCCAAGAUCAUCAAGAUUGUGGAUAUCUGGCGUUACAGUCAGUUUAUACGCUUUUUUAAGUUUAGUCAAUAAUCAAUCAUAUUACGAAAAUAUAAGACUAGUAUAUGCAAUGGAAAUUUUCACUUUUUUAAGUGUAAUAUGUGCAUAUUUUGUAUAUUUGUUCUUACCAAAAAUAAAAGACUGUGUUCAAACUUAA
This is a messenger RNA of Aphis gossypii (cotton aphid), 751 nucleotides long. RefSeq lists its product as uncharacterized. The transcript has 4 exons. Gene Ontology annotation, molecular function: transmembrane transporter activity. Gene Ontology annotation, cellular component: membrane. Lineage: Eukaryota; Metazoa; Arthropoda; Insecta; Hemiptera; Aphididae. The coding region runs from base 20 to 751 and encodes 243 amino acids. Gene Ontology annotation, biological process: transmembrane transport. The record is from RefSeq and is a predicted model, not a curated record.